UAGGCAUUACAAUGUCAUCGGAAGACCCAAGUGAGCACUCUGUUCAUGGAUCGGCGAACGCAAGCAUUCAUCAAGAAGAGCCUCAUCAGCCGGAUCCAUUCAUGCAGCAAAUGGCUGGAUUUUUUCAACAGUUGGUGCAGAAUGUGGUCCCAAUUAAUAACCAAGUUGUAAGAGGAUCUAUCACUAUAGACAAACUUAAAAAGAAUGGUGCUUCCAUCUUUUUCGGUAAAAGAGGGGAUACCCCUGAAAUUGCUGAAUUUUGGCUCGAGCAAACUGCUCGUGUGUUGGAGGACUUACAAGUUCCAUUAGUCGAACAUCCACGACACGCCAUUAGUUUGCUACAACACGGAGCAUACGAUUGGUGGAAAUCAGUGCUACUUAGACCUGAUUUACCUAGACCAAUAACAUGGAAUUAUUUUCAAGCGCGAUUUAUAGAUCAAUUUGUCCCUGCGUGGUAUCAAGAAGAGAGGAAGUGACAGUUUAUGGAUCUGACUCAAGGGUCCAUGACAGUUGCUGAAUAUGCAUAUGAAUUUCUUCGCUUGAGUAAAUAUGCCCAGGAUAUGGUGAGAGCGGAACCAGAUAAAUGCCGCAAAUUUGAGUACGGGCUUAAUGAAGAAAUUGCUGGUCUAGUGGUUGCUUUACGCCACACUAGUCUCACAGAGCUAGUCGGUGCUGCUCAAAGCUUUGAAGGGUGGCGUAGAAGGAAGACAGGCAGUGGAACCUUUUCACACUCGGCUCCCAUAAGGAACUCAAUAGGAAAGAAGCAACAAAGUGACAAGAGUAAAUCUCAGGGCCAUUGGUCCAGAUUCAGCCAAUCAUCUCGUUCCCCAUCAACAACUGGCAGUAAUAAAUUUCAAUCGUCAGUUCCGCAGGCUAAAAAUGUCCCAUUAUGCUCUUUCUGUAACAAGCAUCAUAUUGGCGAAUGUAGAAGAGCCUCUGGAGCUUGUUUCCGUUGUGGCCAGAUGGGUCACAUGCUCAGAGAUUGUCCCACACUUGUCAAUGGUGCUGCUUCAUCGGCUCCAAACCGCCCAACGCAGCCCCCGCAAAGGAGUCAACAAACUGGCAACCAAGGCAAUGCUAGAACCAACUCUGAAACGGUGAAUAGGCCAACACAAGGUCGUCCUCAAGCUAGGACUUAUGCGAUGCAAGCUAGAGAGGAGCAACCUGAGAAUGACGUCAUCAUCGGUUGACGUGGACUCAGCUAAGAUAAGGAUACUGGGAUGGACGGUGGCGUAGGAUUCAUGUGCAUACCAUGUGUGUAUUGUUGAAAAUAAAUAAAAAUAAAGCAAAUUUGACUUUAAUCAUAAUUGAUCAUUUUCGUUUUGUAAACGCUUCCGCAUAUCAUAAAAUAUUUUGUGAUGUAUAAUAUUAAGUGAUUUAUGACGACUUGAUAUAUUUUUUAGUAUUGAAUAAUAAAUUGACGUUUUAAUAAAUAUGUUUUAUUUAAUACUUAAUUUUAUCUAAAUAAUUAAAAGUCUUUCGGUCAAAUCUGUUUUGAUUUCUACCACGUGACACAUUGCUCGGAUCGGCGGGGCUGGUUCGGGUAGGGUGUUACACAAGCGUUACCUCGAUUCUUGAGCACAGUGAUCCGUUGUUUUGUACGGUCACUCCGAUCUUCUCUCGGUACCUCAUCUCCUCUAUUAGAAUCUAGACUUCUACCUUAAGUGUGCACACCCCCUAAAGGGAUUCUAAGUCCUCCGAGUAGUAUGAAGUCUAAGUAGUUCUGACGUCAACGCCCC
Messenger RNA from Cuscuta europaea, 1739 nucleotides. The record is from the annotation of a GenBank genome assembly. NCBI's taxonomy places the organism in Eukaryota, Viridiplantae, Streptophyta, Magnoliopsida, Solanales, Convolvulaceae.